Molecule: messenger RNA, 627 nt
Organism: Dracunculus medinensis (Guinea worm)
Lineage: Eukaryota; Metazoa; Nematoda; Chromadorea; Rhabditida; Dracunculidae
Source: the annotation of a GenBank genome assembly
GCGCGCCGUUCAACAAAUUCAUACAACUACAGUAGUUUGCGAGAAUUCUUUGAUAAUGAACAGAAUUUUGGUGUAAAUGAACUUCGACCAAGCAAGAGGCCAGGUCGAUCAUGGUCAGUUGAUGAACUUCGACUCAAAUCCAACAGUGAUCUUCAUCGUUUGUGGUAUGUACUUUUAAAGGAGCGCAAUAUGCUUUUAACAAUGAUGGAAGCAUAUUCACUUGCUGCUCAUCAUUUCCCGAAUCCAGAAAGAUUGGACAGAAUUAAUGAAAGUAUGAAGAAUGUGGAAGAAAUUGUGCAUGAACGUAAUGAUGCAUUUUUUUUACUUGAAACUGGUCAAGGUGCUGAUCCGCCAAUACGUUCUAUCACUUCAUUUGCUGGAUUUACCUAUAAAAAGUUUGCUACUGAACAUUAUUUGCCAGCUGAAAUCACAGGUGAAAAAGAAUAUGAAAAACCAUAUUUGGAUGAUGACGCUUAUAUGAUGCAAAAAUUAUGGGCAGAAAAAGAACAUGCGAAAAAAAGAAUUGCACUGAGUGAGACUAAACGAAGGAGAAAUCUUGCUGAAAAUAUGAUACGCUUUAACCGUUCUGCACGAAGGCUAGUGAAUAGAGUUGAACAUCUGCAUUAA